Hyla sarda is the source of this 1573-nucleotide messenger RNA. RefSeq lists its product as uncharacterized. The coding region runs from base 107 to 985 and encodes 292 amino acids. The record is from RefSeq and is a predicted model, not a curated record. Gene Ontology annotation, biological process: DNA recombination; DNA integration. Gene Ontology annotation, molecular function: DNA binding. The transcript is spliced from 2 exons. Lineage: Eukaryota; Metazoa; Chordata; Amphibia; Anura; Hylidae.
UGUUCCUGCGCAGACGGUUCCAGGACUUCAGGAGGUUGUGCCCGACGGCAGAGCUGGAGGGUCGAGCGUGCCCGCCUUUGGUCUGGGGCCUAGUGACAGGAGAUUGAUGCCACUACUGGAAUCAUCGAUGGCGGCCUCUACGUGGUCGGGACAUGGUAAGGCGUGGAAGGAGUGGUGUCUUUUGGUGUAUGGGCGAAAUGUGUCUGGGUGUUCUGAUUCGAGAUUGGAGGUAACUGUGGACUACUUAUUGUCAUUGCGCGCUUCACAUUUUUCUGCUUUAGUGGCGCGGCGCAGGCUGGCGGGGGUUAGUUUUUAUUUUCGCUUACUGGGGUGGGAAGAUGUUACAAAACGUUUUUUGAUUCAGCAAUCGCUGAAGGGAUGGCAGCGUACUCAUGUCCGCAGGGAACAGCGGCGCCCUGUUUCCUAUACUUUGCUUGUCUCGCUAGUACAGGCCUCGGUCAGUUGCUGUUGUUCCCCUUUUGAAUCUGCCUUAUACUCCGCUGCUUUUUGUGUUGCGUUUUUUGGUGCUCUGCGGGUGGGGGAGUUGGUUCCUUCCUCUAAGCAGGGUUCUGGUGGUUUGCUUUUUGAGGAUGUGGUUUGCUCCAACGGUGUUUUGCAGCUGCGUAUUCGGCGGUCGAAAACCGAUCAGGCGGGAACGGGAGCUUGGGUUCGCCUUCAGUCGGUUGAUGGCCCGGCCUGCCCGGUGCGGGCGGUUUCCGCUUAUUUGUUGAUUCGUGUUUCUGGCAGACAAUUUUUCUCUCAUGCUGAUGGUUCGGCUUUGUCCCGUUUUCAAUUUCAGUCGCUGUUCAAGCGGUGUCUGCAAUACGCGGGGGCCCCCCCUUCCGAAUUCGGAACGCAUUCCUUUCGGAUUGGGGCGGCUACGGAGGCGUCCAGGGCAGGAUUGUCCGUGUCUGAUAUUCAGCGUAUUGGGCGUUGGCGCUCGGAUUGCUAUGCUGGUUACGUGCGCCCUGAAUUGUUGCUUUAACCUGUUUUUCCUUUUAGAUCCUCCGGUUGCUACGGUGGUGUUCUUGGGCCACUCCUAUGUUCAUCGGGCGGCACAGCGAGCGGCCUGCCGGCCUGGAGGGAGAUCGUUGGGUUUCCAUCAAGUCGAUGCCCAAUGGAGGGGGAUUCCGGGUAUGAGAUGGCCUCAAGUGCUCUCGGAGACGGUGGACCUGUCCGGUAGGCUGAGAUCGGGAGUUGUUUUGGUUGUCCACGCGGGUGGCAACGACCUAUGUUUCACCAGGGUCCCCGAGUUGAUAACCAUUAUGAAAGCGGAUGUGGAACGGCUCGGUGGAUUUUUCUCCGAGAUGGUUCUGGUGUGGUCGGAGAUUGUUCCACGGGUAAAAUGGCAGGGUGCCAGGGAUGCAGAGGCCAUUGAGCGGUCUCGCCGUUUAGUUAAUUCCAGGAUGGCGAGGUUUGUUCGGUCCAAGGGCGGUGUGGUGGUCAGGCACAGGGAGCUGGAAGGGGAUAAUAGGAGGUUUAUGAUAAGCGAUGGUGUCCACCUCAACGAUAUUGGGCUGGACAUCUUCCUUUCUGGUCUUCAAGAUGGCGUUGAACAGGCCCUUUUUGUAUU